Molecule: messenger RNA, 1092 nt
Organism: Alternaria rosae
Lineage: Eukaryota; Fungi; Ascomycota; Dothideomycetes; Pleosporales; Pleosporaceae
Exons: 5
Coding region: 1-1092 (363 amino acids)
Source: RefSeq, a predicted model, not a curated record
AUGGCAGACGGUGGUUACGGUAUCACUUGGGAUAAUGGCUCGCGGCAGCCCAUGUUCGUGAUUACGACUGGUAUUCUACUCUUCUUCGCGACGAUAGCGGUAGCGUCCAGGCUUUAUUGUCGCCUCACUUUCAUACGGCAUGUAGGACUUGAUGAUAAAUUCAUGAUAGCUGCGUGGCUAGUAUCUGUUUCUCUCGGUAUCCAAAAUGGAUUUCUUGUUAGCUGGGGCACUGGGUAUGCGUAUCAGCUCGUGUACCCAUGGGCAUUGUUUUUCGUCAAAGCCAGCAUCUUGGCCCUCUACCAUCGAAUCUUCACCCAAACCAAGUUUCGCUAUACCGUGUACGGUGUAGCCGCAUUCGUCACUAUUCAGACCAUCGUGGUCACGUUCGUCAACGCCUUCGAGUGCGGAAAAGAGCCAUGGAGAGCAUGGUCCCCCACCUUCCCGAAAGGAUGUAAUGACCUGCCUACGACAUACUUUGCGAUGGCUUCCGUGAACAUCCUCACCGAUAUCUUCAUCUUGGUUAUGCCGAUGCGCGCUUUUGGACAGCUGAAACUUCAACGGACCAAGCGAUUUGCGCUCCUCGGUGUGUUCAUGGUCGGUGGCGUAGCAGUGAUCGCCUCUAUCGUUCGACUGUACGCUCUUUACGUGUACGCUGUGACUGAUGAUCCACCGUAUGAUGAUGUGUUCAUCCUCUUACUCUCUCAGAUCGAAGUCAACGCAGCCAUCAUAUCUGCUUCCGCCCCAGCGCUUCGACCUCUUCUUACUAAGGCAUUCACAUCCUUAUCCCACGGCUCAUCCGGCCAGUACCCAGUUUCCUACGGGACUGGUGGGCCGAACUCAAAGAUGCUGAGCCGUACCGCUCGAACACGUUCAAGGGGACAUAUGGAGCUGUACUCGUUCAAUGGAACCAAAAGAACUAGCAAGAUCCCAGCAGGAGGUACUCGCAAUACAAGUGAAGAAUCCAUACUCGGCGCCGAAGGCAUCACAAAGACGGUAGAAACAAGGAUCGAGGAAGACUACAUGAGAGAUUCUGUACAUGGAAGGCACGGGGAACCUCAAGGAUAUGAUGGUGUGAGGCAUAGCAAUGUAUAG